GAAUAUGAAGGCACACGUGCGGGCCGCGCUUGAUUCCGUGGGCGGAGUUCGAACCGGUUCGCUCAGACCGUCACCUAAAGAUUCAGAAUCCCAGCCCCGGGACCGCUCGCACAUCCACGCCCGUCGUUACUCUUCCUCCGCCAUCACCAUGGCUGACAGCGAGCUCGACCAUCAAGAUGGGAACAGUUUCCCCGGCGACCCCCGCCUCCUCCUCGCCGCCACAGUCGUUGUCGUCGGAUCCGCCGCGUACCUCUGGCGCGCGAAUCUAGCGCAGGUGUCCUCCAGCUAUCUCGGCCGCGUCGCGGGUGCGGGUGAUGGGCAGGGCGUGCGCGGCUGUGCAGCUCACGGCGAUGCAGGGUUUAGGGCGCCCCCGGACGCGGCGAGCAAGCCCGAGGGGGCGGGCAGCGUGCCCGACGACAAGGGCGCGAAGGGCGCGCGCUCGAAGGAGCGGCGCCGAAGGGGGAAGGACCCGCUGAAGGACCUCGUCAAGGGCGGGAAGAAGCUGAAGGGGCUCGCCGCGCUCAGUAUACCAGGGGACCCGGCCGACGCCAGGAGCGCAUCGACCCCGCCACAUUUGCACGAGCCGCCGUCCUCAUCACACUCCAUCCCGCCCUCCGCGGGCCCAUCCCCGCGCCGCAAUGGCCGCCUGGCGGACGCGCAGGCGUAUAUCGACAGCCGGCCAGACGGCGCGACGGACGACGAGGACGCGAUGUGCUCCUCCGUCUCCGGCUUGUCCUCGUGCCCCACGGAGGCAUCUAGCAGCCGCGUCCGAGCGACUAGUCGAGCCCGUGAAGACGUUGAAUCGACGGCGACUCCAUCAUCCAAUACCCGCACCCCCCACGAAGACCGCGCCCCCCACGACGACCACGACCCAGUGUCCAUCUCGUCCAGCGCGUCACACUCAAGCACCGCCUCCCUGUCAUCCUUCUCCGACUCCGCCGACACGGUUGACACUUCCACGACGUCUGUCUCCGAGUACGUUUCUACGCCGAAGGCCGGCACGGACCGCCCAAGCAGCGGGGUCUUCGAUGAGUCUAAUAGCACGGUUUUCGACCGCUCUGGGAGCUCUAGCAGCGCGAGCGCCCUAAACGGCGCUGGAGUGGCCAGCUCAAGCAACAAGGCCGCGAGCUCAUCAACAAAGCUCCAAUUCCCCGGCCCCUGGGACCCCGAUCCCGACGACGCGCGCGAUCCUCGAAAGUCCUCGCCCAGCAAGCCCUUGCGCAAGCGUUCAAGAUCUCGUGGUCCGCUCGACCCGUCCUCCCCCUCCCGUCCCUCUGGUUCCUCAUCACGCCCCUCUGGCUCACGCCAUGGCUCCGAAGCGCCAGCGCACAGUGCAGCGGCUGCACAUGGACGCCCGCUCGACGGAUCGCGUGGCGCAGAGCAUGCCGUAACGCCCACCACACCUGGCCCGGCGAGUGGUCUUCCCACGCCUGGAGCAUCCUCGGCGUCAACAUCCUAUUCGGCUCCGACGGCUGGACCCCACCCCGCCUCGUCGUCUGGCUCCUAUCCUUCCUCAACGUCUGGCCCUCAACCGCCAGGCUCUCAUCUCCCCACAACCCCCGGAGCCUACUCUGAGCCCUCCGUCUGCCUCCAGACGCAGGUCGCCUCCCUCCGCGGGGCGCUCGAGGCCUCGCGCAUGCGCGAGGAGAACAUGCGCGGCGAGAUGGAGCGGCAGAGCAGGGAGAUGCGGGAGAUGGAGCAGCGGAGUCGGGAGAUGGAAAGUAGGACGAGGGAAUGGGAGCGGCAGCGGGGCGAGAUGGAGAGGCAGAGCAAGGACGUGGAGAUGUUGCGGUGGGAGAGUGCGCAUUGGCGGCGGAGGGAGAUGGAGCUCCAGUCUCAGAUCCACCACCUCAUGCAGCAGCUGCAGUACUCGACGAUGAUGGCAUCCAACUCGGCUAGGGUGCGCGGCUCAGCGAGCAAUGGCAGCAACAGCCCUGCGCCCUCGACGGGUCCGACGAGCCCAGCGUUCUCGGGGCCACCGCCGAUGUCGAUGUUCUCGCCGCCGAUAAUGCCCUCGAUGCCUUCGUCGAGCGGUAUGCCAAACGGGAUGAUGCCCUCCCCGAGUGGGAUGGUACCCUCACCGAACGGGAUGGUGCCCUCACCGAGUGGGAUGGUGCCCUCUCCCGGCGGUAUGAUGCCCUCGUCCAGCGGACCCUUCAGCCCGGUGCUCCCGCCGCAUAUGCAGCAGGCGCCCCCACUGUCGAUGAUGUCGCCGACGAUGCAGGGCAGCCCGCGCUCGCCCUAUUCCUAUAUGCCUGACCAGGGCCAGCCGUACUCGCCGUCGCAGAUGCGCCCUUAUUCCCCUUCGCAGAUGCGGCCGUACUCGCCAAUGGCGUCUGCAUACCCCUCUACGGGGUCCAUCCCGCAGAGCCAAAGUCACUCGGAGUUGCUGGCUGUCUUCCCGUCGAGCGCGCCGCGGGCGGGCGGGAGCAGCGGGCCGCCGUCUGUUGGCUCGAGCUCGCGCGGGUCGGCGAGUCCGGAGCUGGCGGCGUCCGGCUCGACGGCUUCGUCCAGCCACAACUUGACGUCGUCGUCGAGUCAGAGCUCGCUGGGCAUGGACCGCGGGCGGCAGCGGACGCGGCCGGGGUAUGAUGGCGAGUACGACGAGGGCGCCGCGGACGAGUAUAGCGGGGUGCUGGCGGAUGCGAUCCUGAAGCGGCCGCAGGCGAUGCGGGUGGGCUCGAGGCAGGCGAUCGAGGAGGGUGCGUCGAGGGAGAGUUCGUCGAGGGAAGGCGAGCUGGCCGCAUCGAGAGAAGGGCAGAAUGGACCGUCGAGAGAGGGGGACGCGCCAGAGGCUGCGGAUCGGCGAGAGGCGGUGGACCUACGAGAGUCGCCCGAAGAGGAGAUCGUCGAGUUCAGCUUCCCGUCGAUCUCGGAUUAUCGCGAACCUCCGCGGCCGAGGGACGAGCCUGGUCCGGAUGAGGUGGCCGCAUAGGCUGCGUCGGUCUGACCCAUCGUCCGUCGUUGUUUGCAACCCGCUCUUCAUCCGCUUUGUCGCCGAUCCGCCGACCUCCAACACAACCAACUCAUACCUCGAGGCCAUCCACCAUCAUAUACUCAUCCAUGCAUCCAUCCUCACAUCCGUGCCAGACACGCCGUCCGAUUCACUCCAGACACGUUAAUCCUAUUCUUAUGUAUACUUCGUUCCUGAAUGCCCUCCUUUACGCCUCGCAGGAUACCACCACGACACUCCUUCCGCGCCCGGCCUCGCCAAUCCGGAUCGGUGUGGUACGAGCUCGUCAGUGCUAUAGCCCACUUGGCUAGCGCACCCCGACACCUCGCCGACUCCCACUAGGCUCCGCCGCGGUCACGCCCCAUACCAUUAUCACCGCACACACGCCUGCCUGCUUCUCCACGGAUGCCUCGCCUGGCGCACGGGCGACCGACAUUGCACGUCUAUCGACCGUCUCAAGGACGGCCUCCGCAUCGUGACGUUUUUCCACAUAAUACUUAUAUCCCCUAGCAUACCCCCCACCUGCACUUUCUUGUGUCAUAGUCUGACAGUUACGUGAAGACUUUAUCGAAGAUCGUUGGUUAGUUAUCUGAAUCUCUGGAGCCUGAACUCGUUACUUGCUUGAUCGUUAGCUAUCAGUUCCUCCCAUUAUAUCCACCGCCCCAUUUCCCUCCACCGCCCCAUUUCCCUCCACCGCCCCAUUUCCCACCACGCCCCCUGGCCUCGAGGGCCAAAAUCGACAGUAGCGCACGUAUGCUUAGUAUACAUAUGCGACCAGCAGGACACGCUGGAUGAAGAAGUAAAAUGAACAUUUUGGAUAUCGCAUCGUGUAGUCGGCGGAGGGGUUGGGGAGCGAGGUUCGAGGUGGCAGUGAUACCGUUCAAGUUCUCUCGCAGCAUAUGCCGAUAGCAAAGGUUUGCGGAAUAUGCCGC
Messenger RNA from Schizophyllum commune H4-8, 3885 nucleotides. RefSeq lists its product as uncharacterized. The record is from RefSeq and is a predicted model, not a curated record. Lineage: Eukaryota; Fungi; Basidiomycota; Agaricomycetes; Agaricales; Schizophyllaceae. The transcript has 3 exons. Bases 5 to 2935 code for a protein of 976 amino acids.